Messenger RNA from Moneuplotes crassus, 1531 nucleotides. Lineage: Eukaryota; Ciliophora; Spirotrichea; Euplotida; Euplotidae. The record is from the annotation of a GenBank genome assembly.
UGAACCAGGACCUCAUCGGCACCUUUAUGUCCAGAUCUCAUUCUGUUGAUUCGAAGGAUAUCAAUCAGAAGCAAUUGAAGAUAUAUAAGAAGAAGUUUGACAGUGAUAAAUUCAUGAAAGAAAGCAUUUUUGGAACUCCAGAGUCCGACCUAGAACCUAACUAUCUCAAGUCAAAUUCCAAAGAAAGUGCAACCAAGAUACGCAAAUUUGCUAGAGAAGUAAUAAAUCCUAACACAAAACAAAUUGGAUUUAGUUCUUCAAAGCCAGCUUCAAAAAGUAAGCUGCAUAAAUGGACUCACUCAGACCUUGACUCGUCAUCAGGAACAAAAUCAAAACUAAAAGUCACUGGUGAUUUUGGCCAAGGCCAAAAUCACAAGGGAUUUGAAAGCAUUCAGAAGCAGCAAGAACAGGGUUUAAACUUGAUUUCGAUAGUAGAUGUACUGAAUAAGCCGACAUUGACGACAAUGAAGUUUUCAACAUAUCCGAAGAUAUAAGUCUUCCAGUGGAGCUUAGGAAGUGAGUGGAAGAAACAAGAAACUUUAACCAAUUCGACUUGAAAAGAAAUAACUCAGAAAGUAAAUAUUGUAAAAGAAGUGAGGUUGUCUCUUCUCAAGAAAGAAUCACAAAGGGCGAUAUGGCUUAUAUUCUUAAUUUACAAAGUAAAUUGAGUAAGCUUAAAGGAAGAAUUGUGCCUAUUGAGAGACCAAAAAUGCUUUUGAACAUCUAUAAAACUUUUACGAAAGAAAAUAUGUCAAAACACAAGGCCAAUAAAAAGAAUCCUUCAAAGAAUAUUUUUAAAGACAAUAUGAAAGAUUUUGUGCAGAACAAACUUACUAAAGUUCAGAAGAAACUGUUCCAGACUAAAUUUGAUCAAUGGAAGUCACCUUAUUGUCAAAUUAAGGACGACCAGAACAUUCUUCUGAAAACAAUGCAAUCUUUUAAAAAGAAACAGAAGCGUUCAUUUAGCCAUAAACCAAGGAAUAGGUCCAGAAAAGCCAAUACUACUGCCGAAAGGCUCUCGAACGCCUCUGUACUCCAUCCGAUUUCCUUAUAAAAUCCCAGCAUUCUCAAACUUUUGAUAAGCUAAAAAAGCCCCAGACUGCUCAAACUGCUACAUUCUCAAACUUCAGAACAUCCUCCAAGAACUCCAGACCCCUCCACCCAAACCUCAACCCCCACAUCAACAUCACCACCCAAACAAACCCUGAUCCUCUCACACACCACUAAUUUAUUGUGGAAUGAUUGUGGAUAGAGAGAUGAUGGAAAUGUGCAUGAAGAGAGAAAUAUAGUAGAUGUAUUCUUUUUUGAGGAUAUGGAGUAUAUGGUUGAUUAAGUCAACUACAAUCCAAAUAUUAUACUAAUUUUCAUAUGUAGAGUGAAAAUAAGUUGUCGUUGGAUUAGGAAUACUAAGAGCUUAUGGAGACUAACGCUUGAGAGCUGUUCUAUUGAAGAUUAGGAACUUAUUAUUAACAAAGAACUAAUUUCAAAGAACGGCUUGGGCAGUAAAAGUACAUUUUUAGAAACUAAUCUC